AUUAAACACACACAUACACACAGACCACCUUGAUCUUUGCAGGUGAGACCAAUCAAUGCAGGUAGCCCCAUGUCCUAAAUAUAAAGAGGUAGACCAUGCUAAUGGUGGGCAGUUGUUCAAGAGGCAGUUUGAUGAGAGAAAGGUUUCUGUGAGAGCCCAGAUGGAGCUAUUCCUUAGAGAGAUCAACUUGGCUUCAGAGAGUAUGUCUGGAUUUAAAGAAAUGUAUAGCUAUGAGAAUCGCCUGAAAACCUUUGCAGAAUGGCCUCUUAAGGAGAAUUGUAAAUGCACUCCUGAAAAUAUGGCUAAAGCCGGUUUUAUCCACUGUCCAAAUGCCAGUGAGCCUGAUGUGGCCAAAUCUAAAACCUUGGAUGUGGCAAAGUGUUUCUUCUGCUUGACAGAGCUGGAGGGCUGGGAGCCAGAUCAUGAUCCUUGGGUGGAACACUCCAAGCGGAGCCAAGACACUUGUGGGUUUUUAUCCCUCUCCAAGGAUGUGGAUGACCUGACAAUAGAGGAAUACUAUCAAUUAGAGAAGGAGAGGGUCAAGAUUUUUCUUUGUAAAGCUGCAAGAAGUGUAAUAAGUUCCUUUGAAAAAGAAGUGGCUGCGACCAGGAAACGUCUUGUGGAUCACUUUGUGAAGAAGUACCAGUAUGCUCCUGAAUCGGAGAACCCAUUCUAGACACUCCGUCCCCACCCUUCUUUACUGCAGAAAGAACUUCUGCCUGCCACAUGGAAUGAAGAGUCUAAUAAUGGAUUUCAGGGGAGGCUAUUGUUGAUGUUGCAAUCGGCAUGUAUUCAUUCACAUUUUAGGCAAUCAGAUGCUGACUGAGCAAUGAGCUUUCUCAGAUAUUUAUUUGUAUAUUUUUAUGACUGAUGCAUGUUGUUAGUAAUGACAGCCUUCAUGAAACUAGCAAGUUUUGCUCCUCUAUUUUUUAUGUUUUGCAAAAAUAAAGUUUUGUAUGACCACUC
Messenger RNA from Heteronotia binoei (common prickly gecko), 966 nucleotides. RefSeq names its product baculoviral IAP repeat-containing protein 5.1-like. The record is from RefSeq and is a predicted model, not a curated record. Lineage: Eukaryota; Metazoa; Chordata; Lepidosauria; Squamata; Gekkonidae. Bases 56 to 676 code for a protein of 206 amino acids. The transcript is spliced from 4 exons.